Molecule: messenger RNA, 1406 nt
Organism: Triticum dicoccoides
Lineage: Eukaryota; Viridiplantae; Streptophyta; Magnoliopsida; Poales; Poaceae
Product: exopolygalacturonase-like
Exons: 4
Coding region: 99-1406 (435 amino acids)
Biological process (GO): carbohydrate metabolic process
Molecular function (GO): polygalacturonase activity
Source: RefSeq, a predicted model, not a curated record
UCCUCUGUGCUCUCUUGCAGGUUGCAGCGGCGCCCACCGCGCCCGUCACCGCCCUCGCAUGGAGCUCGUGGCCAACGGUCAAAUCUCACAAUGCCGUCAUGGCAGCUAGCCCUAACAUGGCCUUCUCCCUCUUUGCAGACCAAGCUACACGGUCAUGGGUGCAGACAGUGGGUGCAGACAGCCAUGGUCUUGUUGUUCUUGCCCGAUCUAACUGCAUCGAGAUCAUGCGCGUGAAGAAGCUCUCCAUCACCGGCAAAGGCAACAUCGACGGUCAGGGCAAGCCCGUCUGGACCAAAAACAGCUGCCAAAAGAACUACAACUGCAAGAUAUUGCCAAACUCGUUGGUGCUGGACUUCUGCGACGACGCGCUCAUCGAAGGCAUCUCUAUCAUCAAUUCCAAGUUCUUCCACAUGAACAUCUUCCAGUGCAAGGGCGUGACCGUCAAGGACGUGAAGGUGAACGCGCCCGGGGACAGCCCCAACUCCGACGGCAUCCACAUGGGCGUUGGCGACGACUGCAUCUCCAUUGGCCCCGGCUCCACACAAGUCAACAUCAGCGGCGUGACUUGCGGCUGUCGGAUCGGCCCAGGCCAUGGUAUCAGCAUUGGCAGCCUCGGGAGGUACAAGGACGAGAAGGACGUGACCGACAUCACCGUCAAGAACUGCGUGCUCAAGGGCUCCACCAAUGGCCUCCGCAUCAGGUCCUACGAGGAUGCCAAGUCGCCCCUCAUAGCAUCCAAGAUCCACUACGAGAACAUCGAGAUGGACGACUCGGGCUACCCCAUCAUCAUCGACCAGAAGUACUGCCCCAACAAACUUUGCACCUCUAAGUGCGACGCCGACAGGGUCACCGUCAAGGACGUUACCUUCAAAAACAUCACCGGCACCUCCGCCACCCCCGAGGCCGUCAGCCUGCUCUGCUCCGACAAGAAGCCCUGCGAAGGCGUCACAAUGUCCGACGUCAAGAUCGAGUACUCCGGCAAGAACAACAAGACCAUGGUUGUCUGCACCCACGUCAAGGUCACUGCCACGCCAAGCUGUCCUCGCCGCCGUCCAAGCUACACAAAACUCGCUUCCGUGCGGCUCCUGCGGCCGCACCGGGGCGCCCAGAUCCAGCUGCCGGGGGACCUCCCCUGCCUCCCCACCUUCCCUCGCCGCCGCCGGAGGUCGUCGCCGGGCAAAGCCCGGUGGCGACGGCGGCUGCGGGGCUGUUUCUGUGGCGCGGUAGCUGCGGGCGUGGAGGGGGCUCGGCUGCGAGAGCUUCAACGAACGGCGGGGUCGCGUCUUGGCGUGCCGGGGGUGCGCGGUGCCCGCGGUUCUUGCGCGGCGGCUGUGCUGCGGAACUUGCUGCUCUCGCCAAGGCGUCGGCUGGUGGUGGCGGUCCUGCAGGGGGCGCUCAAGGUGUGA